This is a messenger RNA of Cygnus atratus (black swan), 2082 nucleotides long. It is a transcript of the gene GFI1, whose product is annotated as growth factor independent 1 transcriptional repressor. Gene Ontology annotation, cellular component: nucleus. The record is from RefSeq and is a predicted model, not a curated record. Gene Ontology annotation, molecular function: RNA polymerase II cis-regulatory region sequence-specific DNA binding; DNA-binding transcription factor activity, RNA polymerase II-specific. The transcript is spliced from 6 exons. Lineage: Eukaryota; Metazoa; Chordata; Aves; Anseriformes; Anatidae. Bases 42 to 1262 code for a protein of 406 amino acids. Gene Ontology annotation, biological process: regulation of transcription by RNA polymerase II.
GGCCGCUCGGAGACGGAGCGCGGCCGCGACAGCACCCCACCAUGCCGAGGUCCUUCCUGGUGAAGAGCAAGAAGGCGCACAGCUACCACCAGCCCCGCUCCGCCGACGAGGACUACAGCCUGCGGCUGGAGACGGUGCUGGCCCAGAUCUGCGCAGACAGCAAGAUCCCCGAGGGCACCGGGCUGUGCCGCACCGUCCUGCCCGACCCGGAGCCGUCCCAGCGCCGCUUCUCCCCGGAGUCCCACCUUACCGAGGCCGCCGAUGGCACCUCCGAGUCAGCGCCCAGCUGCGAGGGCAGCGUCUGCGACAGGGUGUCAGAGUUCGAGGACUUCUGGAGGCUGCCCUCGCCCUCUGUCUCGCCAGCCUCGGAGCAAUCUGUGUGUCCAUCCCUGGAUGAAGCACCCCCCUUCUCAAUGCCCUUCAAACCGUAUGCGUGGAGCAGCCUGGGGGGCUCCGAGCUGAGGCACCUUGUGCAAAGCUACAGGCCCUGCCCGACACUGGAGCGAACCUCAGCCUUGGGGCUCUUCUGUGAGCGCAGCUCUGAGCCUGCCCUCUAUGGUGCGGAGUGUAGCUCUUCCCUCGGACUUUACGGUGACUUCGGCUCCCCAGGCCCAGGGCUGUUUGAGCGGCCUCCAGCAGCAGCACCUGGACUCUAUGCCGAGACGCAGCCUGGGCUGCAGCAGGAGAAGGGGCCUGGCGGCAUCAAAGUGGAGUCAGACCUCUUGUGCCGCCCAUUGCUCAUCAGCACUGGCUCUUACAAGUGUGUCAAGUGCAGCAAGGUCUUCUCCACGCCGCAUGGCCUUGAGGUACAUGUGCGCCGCUCACACAGUGGCACAAGGCCCUUUGCCUGUGACAUGUGUGGCAAGACCUUCGGCCAUGCAGUCAGCCUGGAGCAGCACAAGGCCGUGCACUCGCAGGAACGCAGCUUUGAUUGUAAGAUCUGUGGCAAGAGUUUUAAGAGAUCUUCUACUCUGUCCACCCACCUGCUCAUCCACUCAGACACACGGCCCUAUCCCUGCCAGUAUUGCGGGAAGAGGUUCCACCAGAAAUCUGAUAUGAAGAAACACACCUUCAUUCACACAGGUGAGAAACCUCACAAGUGUCAGGUGUGUGGAAAAGCCUUUAGUCAGAGCUCCAACCUCAUCACCCACAGUCGAAAGCACACAGGCUUCAAGCCCUUUGGCUGUGAUCUGUGUGGCAAAGGCUUCCAAAGAAAGGUGGAUUUACGGAGACACCGGGAGACACAGCAUGGCCUGAAAUGAGCCCUGCAAUAAUGGAAAGCACCUACAACACUAUGAGAACAGACUCCUUCGGAUUCCCCGCUGGACCUGAGCCUUGUCUGUAGCACAAACCCUGGCAUUACCUUUCUGACCAGGAGCUUGGAGAUGAAAGAAGACAGGGACAUGGCACUGGCAGCUCAACCUGCAUGACUGAGAGUGGAAAUCAAAGGCUGAGGUUUCUCUCUCUUCCCCUCUCUUUUUCUGAAAUAACACUGGAAAAUAAGCCUUUAGAUAGGAAGCCUGAUUCUCCAAAGACGGAUAAGCUACCAAAUAUCUGUAAGCUGGAAAGUAUUUCUCCCAUGGCCAAGAUGAAAACCCUGAUGUUUUCAAUAGCUUGAAUUACCAUGCAGGGAAACAUGGGUAUAACAGUGUUUACAUGGUAAUCACAGAGCAGUCAGUAAAUGGCAUAGGGAGUGCUUGCCUUCAUUGAGUUUCAGUGCUGAAUAGCUUCACUCUUGGUUUCCUGUCAGGAAAGCCUGGAGGAUCUGAACUGAAGUGUGCAGUUUGACAUCUGGUUGUUUUUUAAGCUAAGGCACUAGCUUGGGCCUGAUCCUGCUCUUAGUUAUUCUGGUGUAAAUCAGAAGUUGCGCUGACAGUUAGGAGGAGGCCCUUUUUAUUCCUCCCAAAGCUGUCUCUGUGCCUAAGCAAGGCCUGGCUGUGUGAGUGUGUGUUUUGAGGUAUGGGGGUUACGUCUUGCUACAUCCACUGGGGAAAAGGAAGUUUGUGAAAGACAACUGGAAAAGCCAAAGCACAGAGUUAUGCCUUAUAACUGGAAACCCACCCAGCAACUGAUCCUGAUUAA